This is a messenger RNA of Drosophila grimshawi, 4543 nucleotides long. RefSeq names its product transcriptional activator cubitus interruptus (gene ci). Gene Ontology annotation, molecular function: RNA polymerase II cis-regulatory region sequence-specific DNA binding; DNA-binding transcription factor activity, RNA polymerase II-specific. NCBI's taxonomy places the organism in Eukaryota, Metazoa, Arthropoda, Insecta, Diptera, Drosophilidae. The record is from RefSeq and is a predicted model, not a curated record. Gene Ontology annotation, cellular component: nucleus. The coding region runs from base 167 to 4543 and encodes 1458 amino acids. The transcript is spliced from 7 exons. Gene Ontology annotation, biological process: regulation of transcription by RNA polymerase II.
UAUUCGCAAUUCAUCAGUUGUAAUUGAAAGCAAAUCGUUGCAUUUUCCGGCGGCGAACUUUAUGCAUGUGAAAUGCCGUGACAGAAGUGUGUCUCUUUUCACAUCGCAUCCUAAGUGCUACUAAAACAAAAUUCCUUCUCAAACGGCGAGCGGAGCUUCAAUCGAAAUGGAUGCGUACACAUUACCCACAUACUUCCCACUCGCCUAUACGGAACUGCAGUUUUUGGCAUCCCGUCGUGCCGCGGCUGCCGCUGCAGCUGCCUCCGUGAUGCCCAGUUCCCCUGGUGGUGGUCACACAACGGACGUGAGCAGUACGGUGCCGGUGCCCGGUUCACCCAUUCCGUCAGGAUUGGCAGACUCGACACCCACCACUGCGAAUAUGGCGACAACAAAUGGCACAAAUGGUGCCACAAAUCAGGCGCUGGCAAUUGGCAAUCUUCCCGCCCAUCAUCAUCAUCAUCAUGUCCACAGUCACAGCCACAAUCACAGUCACAGCCAUGUCGGAGUCGGAGUGGGCGUAACUGGACAACCACCGCAGCAACAUGAUUUCCAUCCGGCCUAUAGAAUUCCCAGCUAUAUGGAACAGUUUUACUCCUUGCAGCGCAGCAGUCCCACGGCUUCCUAUCAUGAUCCGUAUGCGAACUGUUCCCCGGCCUUCCAUUUGGCCGGAUUGGGGCUGGGAUCGGGGGAGUAUUUGAGUGCACGUGGCAUGGGUUCGCUGAACGAGUUGCAUCAUGCCGCAGUGGCAGCAGCUGCAGCAGCAGCAGCCGGUUCGCUGGCCAGCACCGACUUCCACUUCAGUCUGGAUGGGAAUGGGAGACUGAGCAGUCCGAGGGCAGGGGGAGCAGGAGGCAGUAUGCGAGCCAGUGUGAGCCGGAAGAGAGCCUUGUCCUCCUCGCCGUACUCGGACUCCUUUGAUAUCAAUUCGAUGAUUCGAUUCUCGCCUAAUUCGCUGGCUGCCACCUUGAUGAACGGGGGGUCGAGGGGCAGCAGUGCUGCUAGUGGUUCCUAUGGCCAUUUGGCCGCCAGUCCUAUAGCGCAUGCCCAUUCCGCAAUGGCACCACAUCUGCAACAGUUGCAGGCACAUUUGUUGCGCGCCAGUGCCGGACUCUUGCACCCGAUGACGCCCCAACAGGCAGCAGCAGCUGCAACCUAUUCGAUGAGUCAUGUGGCAAGUGCUGCCGCUCUCGGCCUCACGGAUGUCGCCCUCAAAUCCAAGGAGCUGGCGGACGGUUUGGCCAACGUCAGCCAGGCCUCGACACCAACCUCCACCUUGAUCAGCAUAGCUGGCGAGGAUUCAACGACGACAACAACAACGUUCAAUAACAAACCAUUGGGAGGAACGAAGAACUUUGAGGAUGGUGCUUGUUGCACGGAACGCCAUCAACCCUCGGCCGCCAAGAAUCAGUCCACGAAGCAUUUAGAGCUGCCCUCGUCCACAUCAGAGAGUGUUGUGGCCCAGGUGGAGGCGGAUAGUGCCUCGGCUAACAUGUUGGAACGACGACAACGCAACAAAUCUUUGCUGGCUCAACAACAACAACAGCAACAACAUGAGGUUAAUAGCCAAGUGGAGCAUUCGGGAUUCAAUGAGUAUGAUUGCGCCACAGCGGAUACAACAGAUAUUAAGGAUGAGCCAGGUGAUUUCAUAGAGACAAAUUGCCAUUGGCGCAACUGCCACGUGGAAUUUAUGACCCAAGAUGAACUGGUGAAGCACAUCAACAACGAUCACAUCCAGAGCAACAAGAAGGCCUUCGUCUGCCGCUGGGAGGAUUGUUCCCGAGGCGAAAAACCCUUCAAAGCACAAUAUAUGCUUGUCGUACACAUGCGGCGCCACACGGGAGAGAAACCCCACAAAUGCACUUUUGAGGGCUGCUACAAGGCCUAUUCUCGGCUGGAGAACUUGAAGACGCAUUUGCGUUCGCAUACAGGCGAAAAACCGUAUACGUGCGAAUAUCCCGGCUGCAGCAAGGCCUUUAGCAAUGCCAGCGAUCGUGCCAAGCACCAGAAUCGAACACACAGCAAUGAGAAACCGUACAUUUGCAAGGCACCUGGUUGUACGAAGCGCUACACGGAUCCCAGUUCGCUGCGGAAGCACGUGAAAACCGUGCACGGAGCUGAGUUCUAUGCUAAUAAAAAGCACAAAGGUUUACCGUUGCAUGAUGCCAACUCCACCGGACACAGAGACAGAGAAAGAGAUAGGGAAAGAGAUAGAGACAAUCAGAGGCAGCAACAACAAUCAAAUAAUGCUCACACUCACCACACACAGAACACACAACAUUCUCAACAUACCCAACAUUCUAAACAUUCGCAACAUUCUCAAAAUCCGCAGAAUCCUCAGCUGCAGGAGCAGCACAUUGAUUCGAGUCCCACAAGUAUCUCCAGUCCCAGUAUCAAAUCCGAAUCCGAAACGACAACAACACAUGCAGGAGGAGGAGGAGGAGGAAUUGGUGGCAACCCUGCUUCCGAUUGUUUGUUGCAACUUUAUCGCCAUCAGGCGGCCGAUCACUGGCCGUAUGAUGAUGUUGAUGUUGAUGCCGCCGAUUUGCCAACAGUUUUGAGGGCAAUGGUUAAUGGGCAUGGUCAUGCAGCAGCACCAGCUGCAGCAGCUACAACAGCAAGUGUUGCAACAACAACAACAGCAGCAGCUAUUGCCCCAGCCACGGCAACAGCUACAGUUGCUGCAACGGCAACGGCAGCAGUUGCUGCCACAAUUUGCCGCCAGCCUUUUCGGAGUCGCCUCCAAACAAAAAGCAAUUCGUUGCUAUCGAAUAUACCCGAAACUAAUCGCGCCAUUGGCAUCAUCGAACUGAACCAGCGCAUUACGGAACUCAAAAUGGAGCCGGGCACAACUACGGCUGAUUCGCAAGUGCGGCGCGAUAGUCAAAAUUCCAAUGCGAGCACCUAUUACUGCAGCAUGCCGAGUCGCAGGAGUAGUCAGUGCUCGCAGCUCUCCUCGAUUUCCACGAUGAGACCGGGUAUGGUUUAUAAUACGGCCGUAGCGACGCCAUCACUCUAUGAUCCCAUUUCGCCGGGCUGUUCCCGGCGUUCAAGCCAGCUCUCCAAUGUUCAAGCAACAACUGGAAAUGGUAUAAAUUUAAAUUCAAUUUCCAAUUUCAAUUCCAAUUCCGGCUUUACUUUUACGGCAAAUCGUAUUGGAAAUGGGACAAGAAAUGCAACGGGAAGUGUCAUUGGAAAUGCUCUUGAAAUAGUGCCUGGAAUUAGGCCUGGAAAUGGGCUUGGCGUCACGUCUGGAAUGAGGCCUGGAAAUUCCAUGGGAAGUGAUUUUGCCAUGGGCAAUUUGAGUCUGCCGCCGCCGCCCUCCUCCCACCUCAUAGCCAGUCACUUGCAGCGCUUGAAUCAACAACAGCCGCCUGGUGCUGCUCGCUCUUCCAGUGGAAUGCUGCAAUUUCCAGCCAAUUAUUAUCACAAUUCGCCAAACGAACUGGAACAAUUUCGACGCCAAUCGGAACCAAUCGCCUGCCGGAAUCAGUUUCAAAUGCAACGCAAUCGCAGCAGUUCGACAACAACAACAACAAUAGUUCCAGUGUCAGUGCCUGUUCCAGCACCAGUACCAGUUCCAAUGGCAAUUCCAACUGCAAAUUUAAAUCAUCCCAAUGAGCAAGUUGUUAAUUUAGACGAAGUUGAGGAAUUAAUUUUGCCCGAUGAAAUGCUGCAAUAUUUAAAUCUGGUCAAGGAAACGGAAAAGCCCAAAGCCAGGACUGGCAAACAGGAGUUGCAAAACGUAAAAUCAAGUUCCACUAAAACAUUUACAACAAAUGCAAAUCUUUCCAAAUUGCCGGCACCACUGGCAAGUCCCAGCCUGGAACUGUUAUCGCCACAAUCGGCUCACACUAUGUCAGCCCUGGGCAGCCCAUACUCGCAACGGAACUAUGAACUAGAAGCGAACCACCAAAGUCAUCGCUAUCAGCCCACAAAUCUCUACAAUCAAAAUAAUUAUCAACUCGCCGAAAAUCCACAAAAUUCGCAACAAAAUCAGCUCAUUGAUUCGUCAAUGACUAGUUUGCCGGAACUGGUUCCGACGCUGCCCAAAAUGAACCAAAGUGAGCAGCUUAGCUGUGCAGCAGCAGAAAUUCAAUGUGGCGUCGUCAGCCAAUCACAGCUUUCGCCCACUGCAGCGCCAGCUAACGGCCAGAAUGCGCAAGGGCAGCAGCAGCAACAACAGCAGCACCAACAACAGCAAUUACAACAACAGCAGUUACAACAACAGCAACAACAACAGACAUCUAUGCAAUCGGAUACAUAUCAGCGCACGCUGGAAUAUGUGCAGAGUUGUCAAAAUUGGAUGGAGAGUAACAGCAACAAUGACAGCAGCAAUAUCAGUCUGUCAGUUCAUGUGCAAAUGGCUGCCAAUAGAACAGCAACAGUAGCAGCAGCAGCUGUACAAAACAAUCACAUUUGGCCGGAUGUGAGCAGCUCAACGCAUCCACAUCCGCAUCCGGGUGGCAAUAUGAUUAUCAAUGAUAUGACAACUUCAUUAAACUCGCUGCUCGAAGAGAAUCGAUACUUGCAAAUGAUGCAGUAA